Molecule: messenger RNA, 1177 nt
Organism: Telopea speciosissima
Lineage: Eukaryota; Viridiplantae; Streptophyta; Magnoliopsida; Proteales; Proteaceae
Product: 11S globulin seed storage protein 2-like
Exons: 3
Coding region: 75-1157 (360 amino acids)
Molecular function (GO): nutrient reservoir activity
Source: RefSeq, a predicted model, not a curated record
CCAACCACACCCACCAACCCCUUCUUGAAAGCCAGCAGGAAGAGUUUGAUCAAGCAGCAAAAUUAAGUAAGCAUAUGGAGUUAGAAUUGGGACCAAAGGUAGCCCAAGCCGCUUUUGAAGGAGAAGGUGGAUCUUACCAUAGCUGGUUGAGUGCUGAAUUCCCCAUUCUUCGCCAGGCCAAGCUUGGCGGUGGGAAGCUUGUUCUAAACCCCCUUGGUCUAGCAUUACCUCCCUAUGCUGAUUCCUCAAAGAUUGGCUAUGUAAUUCAAGGAAAGGGAAGAUUUGGGAUUGUAUUAGCAAAUGCUUCAGAAGAGAAGGUUGUGGAGAUUGGGAAAGGAGACAGCAUACCUUUACCAUUAGGUACCAUCACAUGGUGGUUCAAUGAUGAUGAGACUGAUCAAUUAAUUAUUGUAUUCUUAGGUGACACUUCAAAGGCUCACAUUCCAGGUGAUUUCACAUAUUUCUUCUUAGCAGGAGAUAAUAGUAUUUUUAAGGGUUUCUCAACAGAUUUUGUUAGUAGAGCUUUUGAUUUGGAUGAAGAGGAAGCAAAUAAGAUUGUGAAAAGCCAACCAGGUGUUCUAAUUAUCAACCUUAAAGAAGGAAAAAAAGACAUGCCUCAACCUUGUAAGGCUCACAGGGAAGAGAUUAUCUUUAACAUAGAAACUGCAUUACCUGAUGUCGACAUUAAGAAUGGCGGCCGCGAAAUCGGUCUAUUUAGGGGGAAAUUUCCUUUCUUAGGGGAAGUUAAUUUCAGUGCAAAGCAUGUAAGGCUCAAUGGUAAUGCAAUGUGUGCACCAGAAUACUCUUCAGAUUCAGCUGUUCAAGUGAUCUACAUUGUGAAAGGCAGUGGAAGUGUACAGGUUGUUGGUAUUGAGGGUGAACGCGUUUUGGACACAAUGGUUAAGGCUGGUGACUUGUUUGUAGUCCCAAGUUUCUUUGUGGUUUCUAAAAUUGCAGGGGAUGAAGGAAUGGAGUGUUUCUCCAUUAUUACCACAACAGAGCCUGUCUUCAGUUAUUUGGCUGGGAAGACAUCAGUGUGGAAAGCUUUAUCUCCAAAAGUUCUUCAAGUUUCUCUGAAUCUGAUUCCAAGAGCAGUUGAAGUUUUCACUUCAAAGAUGAGCGAGAAUGCCAUUUUCAUUCCCGCACCAAGGUCGUAGAUUUUCAACUAGAGAGAGAG